AUGGUCACUUACAAACUUUACAGUAAGCAAAUCAAUAAGCAGGUACGAAUUGAAGCUGUGUAUGAGAAUUAUCCUGUGAUAGCUGGAACUGAUGAGCUAUCAAUACUUGUUAGGUUUAAGUAUACUGGAAAGCGAGAUGUUUUGGGUGAUGGAAAGUAUCGAAUACCUAGGACCGGUGAUGGUAGCAAUACGAUGACUGGUAGCAGUGGGGCGGAUGGUAGCAAUGAGGUGGCUGGUUCCAUUGAUGCUACUGGUUCUAAUGAGGCAGAUGGGGCCAGUGCGGCAGAUGGGGCCAAUGGGGCCAAUGGUGCCUCCAGUGCGACCAGUGAUGUCUCCAGCGAGACAGGAGCUGACAAAAAUUCCUCGACUCUUGCGACUUCCUCCUGGGGAAGACUAUCCAUGCAGCUCAGUAAUGCAACCAGGUCUUUGUUUCUCGCCCAAUCAAACAGUAUUGAUGAGAAUACAAAGCAAGAAGAGGAACAGGAAGAAGACUUCACCAUGUAUUUGGGAUAUAGCCAGGUGUUGGGUUAUUACACGGUGAACGAUAAAAUUGUUGAUUUCAAGAUCUUUGAACAGUUGCAAAAAAGUACCAUCAUUGGAGGAAAGUUCGCAGGUAUAGAUACGUUAAAUGCAAAUGUAGAAGUGUCUCGGAAGGGCGGAUUUGUUGGUCAAUUAUCCACGUUACUUUCGACGGAUAUAAAUGCUUUUGGGAGGAAUAUAGCUGCUGAUAUUCAUAUGAUUCCCUUCUACAGUACAACGCAGUCGAUAAUGUUCAGUGAAAUGAAAUUUCAGGCCAAAUCUGGCAAUCCAUCCGCUGAAAGUCGAAGUUUCUACUUAAACUACAAGCUACCAAAAGAUUUACCUCCUUGCUUCCAGUCAGUGGCUGGUAGCAUCUGUUAUCAGCUCGUAUUGGGAUACCAGGUAUUAGAGGAUGGUGUUUUCGUUCAAAAGACAAUUAUGAUUCCGCUAAAAAUACAGCCAAAUGUGGAUAAAUUUGGCAGGCAGCCCUUGUUUCAUCUUGAGAAGGUCCGACUCAAUGUGAAUUCAGAAAAACUAGUAACUUCGAUCUCAAAGGAGGUUUCUGGGAUGCAUUCUCGGCAUGGAAGCGCGGGAAGACUAAGCUUCAAGAAUAUGAGAAGUUAUGCUGGAAGUAUCGGUACGAGUGGUCACAGAAGUUCAGCGGUCAGCUUUGAUAUGAUGAAAAGGGAAAUAGGCUUAAAGGGAAGAGUUAUGAGCGAUGGACUAGGAAGUUCGUGGAACAGGAGGUUUCUUGAAUUGAUGCAGGAAUUGGAUAAAUCCAGACUUAAUGAGGUGAACAAAGUUCAGGAGAAGUUUGAUGCCGAGAUGAACCAAAAUAAAGUUCUCAAUUAUAAUGCACGAGAGAGUUUGAUUCAUAUAAUGGCCGAUUAUAAGAGCGUUCAAAGAGAGACUUUUGAUCCUCUGUUGGAUGAGGAAGAAGGUAUCGAUUACAUAUCUAUGGUUCCACAAAGCGAACAAACAAAAUACCUUAUCAAGCAGAAUCAUCUGGAAAUUGGUACGUUAGAGAUGGACAAAUCUGUAUUCAAAGUGGGCGAUCCGAUUAACCUUUCAAUAGAUUUUCAAGAGAGUGAUAUCGAAACGAAAGGGUUGGAAAUUCAGCUUAUUCGAUCCCAGAUUUUCUAUAGAGAGGAGUAUUUGAAAAGGGGUACAUACGGUGAAGUUUACGAGGGACUCAGCAGCGAGCGUAGCUUGGAGACGGUAAUAUACGAAAAGUUGACGAGCACAUUUGACAGUCGAAUGGUAAAUGAUGACUUGUUGAUUCCACUGGAAACAGAGCCCCAAUUUAAAACGAACUACUUUGAUGUCCGUUAUUUUAUUCAGGUUCGAUUUGUGCUCCUUGAUCAAUAUGGAGUACUUAAAAGAAGAAAGGAGGCUAAGGCCAAAAGUGCCGGGGCAGACACUGAGGAUGGUGCUCUUCUUGAGGAUCUUGAAAAUCUCUCUGUGAAACCACCCAGAAAAUUGUUCGACUUACAUGAGAUCUUUAUGGAUAAGACAGGAUCGAUGCUUUUCAAGGCUAAAGAAGAUUUUGAAAGCGGUUAUGAAUUUACGGUACGGAUACCCAUAGUGGUGCUUCCUAAUUAUGAGCAAGAUUUUGGAAGUAUAAUUGAGCUAUAA
Molecule: messenger RNA, 2154 nt
Organism: Brettanomyces nanus
Lineage: Eukaryota; Fungi; Ascomycota; Pichiomycetes; Pichiales; Pichiaceae
Exons: 1
Coding region: 1-2154 (717 amino acids)
Biological process (GO): retrograde transport, endosome to Golgi
Cellular component (GO): Ric1-Rgp1 guanyl-nucleotide exchange factor complex; Golgi membrane
Source: RefSeq, a predicted model, not a curated record